AAAUUGAAUGUUUAUUUUUAAGCCUCGAAAGUUGCACUGGGUGCCUUUAAGCUGGAGUCAAAGUUAUUCUUUCUUUACUUUUACAUUUUGGUAGACCUACAUUCAAACGCAUGCAAUAAUUUAUAUAAAUAUAGCCUUUUUUCUAAAACAAGUUUGCAUGAACAAACUGACUGAGCCUGCAGCAUAUGUCUACAAUUUCCACACAAUGUCUACAAUGUCUCUAGCCAGAGGAAGGAUAAGAACAUACAUGAGUCUUUAGGCCUCGAAGCACCGAGCAAGCCGCCACGGAGACGGCUUGCUGCGGACAAAAGGGGAACACACCGCAGGUUGAGUGAGUCCCAUUGCACGUCCCAUAGUCCUCCUCUGCGCCUGCGUGAGAGGAGAUAACUUUCCUGACAAGCAGGGGGCGGUAGUCUGCAGCCAUCUUUCAGAAGGGACACAGGAGGACCUGCGGGUAUAGACCAAUCAGCGUGGACCGCCGCACCCUCCCUGAGACGCUUUGUUAAAACCCUAGUCUGGGAGCGACUCAGCGACACCUUACUACAUGGUUACUUCUACUGCUGCUGAUCAUCUGAAACGGAUCACUCGAGAAACAUAAGUAGUGAAGCACACACAAACACUGUUAGGCCUAGCCUACUACAGGAAGAACGACACUUCUCAGUUAAAUAAACCUGGACAUUAAAAUAUUUUUCAAUGUGGAAACUAUAGAUAGGCCUAGAUAAAAAAAAAGCCAAGGAAGAAGAUCAAUUUAGUUUUAAUCGGUUGAGUGUUUUAGCAGUAAACGAUGAAACAGCAGCAUAAAGGCCUAGUGUUCUUUAGGUUUAUGAUGAUAAAUGAUGGUUUAUGAUGUUUAUGAUACGGUCCAAGUUAUGUCCCCGCUAAUUUCAUUCAUUCGUAUACUUCAUUAAAGUCACUGUUUAUGCGCAUAUAUCAUUCAAACAAGACAUCGUUUUCUUUAAGCAAAACAUUGUGGAAUAAUACCAUCCUCGGUAUAACACGGUCUGGGAACACCGGGAAUCCGCCGAAAGUCACGAGGCCCCAAUGAACGCGUUUCAGCGACGGUUCAGCGUGGUCCGUCGGCCGCUGUGUCAGGGCCUUCAGCAGCCCCUUUGACCUUUGACCUUUGUUUAGCCACUUGGCCUGUGGGAACUUUGGGAAAACAGUGGCUCCUUUUUUUCAUUUGUAUACCGACAAGGCUUCAUGUAAGUUAACGCAUUUUUUUGGAAUAUUUUUUUUCCUGAUAAAUAUUAUCAUUAUUAUUAUAAUAAUUUAUUAUAUCGGCAAAUUGCUGUUGGUGUAAUUUCAGGAAAAAAAUAAUGAAAAUUGUGCCCGUUUUUUUGCCCUAACAUGUCUGUAUGCUGACAAUAAAGUAUUACAAUCACAUUUGGUUUAUGUGCUUCGUUUUUUGUGCUGCAUAUCCAAAUCGUGUUGAAUACAGACGAUUUUGUAUCCCUCUUAUUCACAAGGAGUGUACAAGCAAGGAUAUGUGCGUGCGAUCAUCGUUGUUCUGAUAUAUGUUAGGCCUAUAUGCUAAGCAAUAUAAUAACCUUUUUCUUUUUGCAUAAUAAGCCAUCCACGUCCUCCCACGUGGUCGUGUGGGCAUAUCGACGACGACGCGAGGUCCUGCUGUUACAAUAAGCCCAUCCUGCCUUAUUGAAACUAUUUAAUAUAUAUAUAACCUUUAACACACAAACAGACGGUCCAAAUGUUCUGUUUUCUCAUGCGCACUGGGGCGUGUAUUUAAGGUAAAUAUGCUUUUUACCCCCUACAUGAAACGAGUCUUUGUUGUUUGCCGAGAGGUAAAGAGGUGGAAAAGUGAGCAGGAUCUGAACUGGUUUCCAUGUCAAACACUUCAAUUCACCAUAGAAACGGAGAUCUUAACGCGGAAACUUUAUUAAACUGUGAUGGCGCAUUGAUAAGGCCCAAUCCUAUCGGCUCUUUUUAUUGUGAGCACCGGGCGCCCUGACAGAGGUAAAUUGCUCUUUUAAUUAAAGCAAUGCACCAGGGGAAAUUGCUGUCUGAAUAUUGUCUCAGAGAUGGGGGCCAGUGACAGUUGCCUAGAAACUUCCAUCUGUCCACCGCCUUUAUUCCAGAUCUCAGUUAUGAGAUAAAGUUUAAUAAAAAUCUUUACCCACCACCACCGAAAUGAAAUCCCAGCCGUCGUGAGCAUCCCAACACAAUGAGACAGGACUGCGGAGGACAGCUCAUGUUCAACAUGUAUCUCUCAGACCCGACAGAGAAUCUGUUGAAGGAAAGCAAAGGAACGCCCUGGGCUCCGAUCAACACCGGAGUCCAGAAAGGCAGCGGGCAGAUCCAGCUUUGGCAGUUCCUCCUGGAGCUGCUGUCGGACAGCGGCAACAUGGCGUGCAUCGCCUGGGAGGGCACCAACGGGGAGUUCAAGCUCAUGGACCCCGACGAGGUGGCGCGGCGAUGGGGGGAGCGCAAGAGCAAGCCCAACAUGAACUACGACAAGCUGAGCCGCGCGCUGCGCUACUACUACGACAAAAACAUCAUGACCAAGGUGCACGGCAAGCGUUACGCCUACAAGUUCGACUUCCAUGGCCUGGCGCAGGUGUGCCAGCCGUCAACCACGGAGCAGGCCAUCUACAAGUUCCAGAGUAACUUCGCUCCGAUGCCCUUCUCCGGGAUCUCCAAGCUGAACCUCGUUGCCCCUGGCAUGGGACCCGGGUCCGGGUUCUCGUACUGGGCGGGCUCGCCCCCCGCGGCGCUGUACCACAGCCACAGCCUGCCACCCCCCGCAGGGCCCUUCGGACCCGUGUCCGCCGCGCACAUCAGCUGCGUCAACAGCAUCAGCGGCCUCUCCAACGGGCACUACAACUGACUGACCCUGCAGCGAGCCUACUGGGAGAACCAGGUGGUUCGGUUUGAUUUGAUUUGAUCGAAUGAAGAACACUAUCGACGUUUAGGAUAGGUUUUGUACCCUAUAAUGCAUGUGAGGAUAAAUCAAGAGUUUGUUAAUCAGGCCCGUUUUCCGCUCAUUGAACACAUUUAUAAUACAUUGCGGCAAUAGAAUGUGAACGCCCAAAUUGAUGAACUAAUUGAAACGUAAAUUAAUUAAUAGCUGGCAUAGGCCUAGAGCCUACUUUAUACGGCCGAGGUUGAAUCUGAAACAUUUUAUCUGGUCGAUUAGGAUUACAAUGUAGGCAUAUGCCUAUUUAUUUUUUGAAAAUACAGCAGGAAAGCAUGCGUAAGAUGUGAUUUGCCCUGGAGACCAUUUAAAAUAAACGUUUUAUUUACCCAA
Gadus macrocephalus (Pacific cod) is the source of this 3262-nucleotide messenger RNA. RefSeq names its product FEV transcription factor, ETS family member (gene fev). Bases 2180 to 2842 code for a protein of 220 amino acids. NCBI's taxonomy places the organism in Eukaryota, Metazoa, Chordata, Actinopteri, Gadiformes, Gadidae. Gene Ontology annotation, biological process: regulation of transcription by RNA polymerase II; cell differentiation. Gene Ontology annotation, molecular function: sequence-specific DNA binding; DNA-binding transcription factor activity, RNA polymerase II-specific. The transcript is spliced from 3 exons. The record is from RefSeq and is a predicted model, not a curated record. Gene Ontology annotation, cellular component: nucleus.